AUGCCCGUCCGACGGCAUCGCUUUGUAAACUUAUCCCAUCAGGCUCUAUCCCUGUCGCCUCUUAAUUUGUGUCCAAACCGCCUCUUCCUUCCCUUCUAUGCUCCAUAUUCCACUUGUCAGCCCUUGCUCUCCCCACCCCCCCACUCACCCAGUCAUGUAAAAAACUCGCUCCAUAUGGCUAUUCAUAUUCGCGAUUUCUCCCAUUUACUUUUCAUCUUGAUAUUUCUUGCCAGAUUUCACCGAAGCCCACUCGCACAUCCACAGGUGUCUAUGCCUUGCCGCAUGACAACACCACAGAACCCUGUCCGACUGGCCCAUGCUCUUGUUGUCCAGCCCCUUUUGACUCCUUCUUCACACGUCCUGACGGUUGGUUACUCUCGACUUGAGCUGGAUCUCGUCUCGAACCUGAAUCCUGCAAGCUUACAUAAGUCCAUUGUACAAAGAUUACCGCAGACGCCUAUGGCUAUCCCAACUAUGCUAUUUUUUGAUAAUGCACUCAGAUUUCCACCGCCAAGCGCAUCUUCUCCGUCCCUUUAUUCCCAUCGGGGCGGUGUACCUUUUCUGAUUCCAGCAGCGCCUGGUCCUGGCUGCAAGCAUCGCUGCCUGAUGGCGGCCAGAAGUCAUGCCCACCGCCAUUUUUUUCUGCAGAAGACUGAGAACUACCGUCCUACGGGCGCUUCUCCAUUAGUUUAUGCCUAUCUACGUUUCCCUUGCCCGACGCAUUUAUCCUAA
Molecule: messenger RNA, 732 nt
Organism: Protopolystoma xenopodis
Lineage: Eukaryota; Metazoa; Platyhelminthes; Monogenea; Polystomatidea; Polystomatidae
Source: the annotation of a GenBank genome assembly